Messenger RNA from Eurytemora carolleeae, 3143 nucleotides. Its product is annotated as cylicin-2. The transcript is spliced from 12 exons. Bases 27 to 2306 code for a protein of 759 amino acids. NCBI's taxonomy places the organism in Eukaryota, Metazoa, Arthropoda, Copepoda, Calanoida, Temoridae. The record is from RefSeq and is a predicted model, not a curated record.
AAUAUGUUGUUUUCAGAUAAAUUAAAAUGAUGCGAGGAAGCUAUGGUGGAUACAAUGGCCACAAUUCACACAACGUGCAAUCUCAAUAUAAUCAGGACUAUAACAAUAGGCACGAUGCAGGUAGCAAUCGAGGCCUAGAUGUCCGUGCAGGGGGUAGGGGACCUGUUGGAGGGGGUGGAGGACCUGUCGGAGGUGGUAGGGGACCUGUUGGAGGAGGAAGAGGAGGAGGAGAUGUCGGUAGAUCCGGAGAUAAUAGAUAUCUUAGUUCUCAGCUACAGGACAACAGCGCAGAGAAGCGAUAUAUCCGUCAGGUGGCCGGGCCCAGGGAUGAGGUCAUGACCUCAAGGAACAUUCAACAACCUCGUGACCUCAUGCCAGCACGUGAUCUUGACCUCAGAGGUGGUGGUGGAGGACAGGCAUCCCACCGUGACGGAUAUGGAUAUGGAUCAGAACCGGUUCCGCCGCCGGUUCAACGGUCCGACCCUUUAUUUUGGAACAGACAGGAGAUGGAGCGAAGACCAGAGAUAAGCGGAGAGCGCGAUCGAAUCCGCUACGAGGGUAGUAGGAGAAGCAGUGCGCGUGCGCCCCCGACGCAUGCAAAACCAGAAUAUGAUAAUGAUCGUAUGUUUGUUGACCCUCCGGCCCGAAAUUUCGGUCCAUCAAGGUAUGAUGAUAAACCUAUGAUGGAGUUCCAAGCACCGGCUCCGCCAAGGUUUCCGCCCAAGGGUCCAGUUCCUGUUCCUGUCUCUGGGUUGAACAGUAGCUGGUUGGAGAACUGGCCGGAGCCAGGGAAGAGCAAGAAGGAGAUCUGGCAGGAGAAGGAGAGGGCGAGGGAGCAAGAGGAGAAGAGGAAAAGGUUGGAGGAGUUGAACAGGAGGGAGAGGGAGUUGGAGGAGAAGGAGAGGAUCCUCAAGAUGGAGAUGAAAAGGAAGGAAGAGGAGAGAAGGUUCGCUGAGCUACGGCGGAUUGAAGCUUUGCGCGCCGAGGAGCUUAGAAUUAGAGAGGAAGAAUUACGGCGGAAAGAAGAAAUGAGACUAGAGGAAAUAAGAAUGCGCGAGGCGGAACUGAGGCGGAAGGAAGAGAGGCUGCUCCGUCUGGAAGAGGAAAGGCGGAGAGAAGAGUUGAGAUUGCUAGAUGAGCAGAGAAUGCGAGAUAUCCAACUAGACCUGGAGCGACGUUCUGGUGUAUACAAUAGUUAUACUGUAUCCGGGACCAGCACUGUAGUCGGAUCCAGGAGAAAUGGAACCGGGUCCAGGCCAGGUGGAUCCGGUUCUAGAUCAUCUGUAUCCAGAUCCAGGCCGUCUGUAUCCCAUGUAUCUUCUUCCAGAAUAUCAAAUGAUCGAACUGGAGAAAGAAACUCACGUGGAAUUCUACCCAAACCUGAGUCACGUGUAUCGUCCCGGGACUCGCGUGUUGACUCCGGACGAGUUGAGAAGCGACCAAGUGUGGGAACAAGACGAACAGUGUCGAAUAAGUCCGGGCAUAUCCAGGACAGAGUAGGACAGAAGCCCAGCGCUUUCCAGAGAUUGGGAGGGAAGGUCUCGGUAAAAUCUCGUCUUGGUUUGGACUCUAACCCCAGGUCUUCAAGCUCAAGAGGACAUAUCUCGGUCACGGUUAAAAAUACUUUAAGUUCGAGGCAUGUUGACCGCAACAAGGGCGAUCUCAAGGUGCUUGACCAGGUGGGGGAGUUUGAGAAGAUAGAUGAAGAAUUAGAAGAGUUGAAGGAGAAAGAAAGACAGCUUAAGCUCCGAUUGAAACUGCAAGAAGAAGAGAGGAAGAAGAAAGCUGGGGAGGAGAAGAUGGAUGUAGAAGAGAAGAAAAGGGAUCUAAAGAAGGACCCAAAGGAGGACUCGAAGAAGGACCUAAAGGAGGACUUGAAAAAGGACUUGGAGGCGAGUAAAGAAGUUGACCUCGACAAAAUAGUAAUUAAGAAGAGGAGCAAAACUGGAGCUGAAGCUAAUAAAACUGGAAAGAGUUUAGUUGUGAAAACCCCAAAUAAUCUGGUCGCUAAACUAGCCCUUAAACUAAAGGAACUGCCCAAGAUUGCUGUUGCCCCCUCGUCUAAAACGCCGAAGGAAAAGAUGGCGUUGAAGAAGAAAGUGAAAGCGAAGUAUAUGAAUGAGAACCUACCUGAACGUAUCCUCUACCUGGCUCUGGAGAAGGUUUCCUAUGACGAGGAGAGAGUUUAUCUUCUUCUCAGUAAACUGAUUCAACCAGAUACACAGGUUGUUGAGGUUGAGGAGGUUGUUGUCAACCUAGAGGAUGAAGAUAUGCUGGAUUACGAGGCUGAGGACAAUCUCUCAUAAAUCGUUCACGUCUUAGAGGCUGAGGACAAUCUCUCAUUGAUCCUUGACGUCCUAGAGGCUGAUACUCGUUCUCUGGACGUCCCUCUCGUUCUAUUAAUGUUCCGUUUCGUCCUUCAGAUUUAUCCCCCUUGUCCUUUUAAAGACCUUAUUUUUCCUUGUAAUUUGAUCUUUUACGUCCUCUUCUGUCCUCUAAAUGAUUUCUAAUGUUCUCUUUUGUAGUUCAAAAUGAAAUGAAAUCAUUAUUAGAAUGGUGAUAUCCGUUCAUCCGAAACUCAAAUAUGAUGAUAAGAGCUUGUAACUUUUAAAUGAGCGGAUUAGCUGAACUCAGUCUCUUCUCGCAACAAGAUUACCCUAAAUAUCAUGAGAUUUGUAAAUCAUAAAUGAUCGGUUUAAGAACAGAAUGAGUUCAACUGAAUCUGUCCAGAUAUAGUUCGCAGAUCAAUCCAAUGGAAAGAUUAAGCGUUUUCUGUAAAAUAGAUUGAGAGGUCGGUAUUAAUGAAUAGCGAGAAGUAGUUCAAUAUGGUACGGGUAGCUAAACUAACUGUCUAGUGCUGCCAAGGUUCUACUAGUUAUAUAGUUUUAACCUAUUCAAACAUAGUUCAGCUAACAAUUGCUAUUCAUAAAAUCCGGACUCAGAAUUGAUUUGUGUAAAUUCAAAUUUCACAGGUUAUCUGUGCUAGUCGCCACAAUCCUUCAUUAAACAUUUUAUUUUUUUUUUGUAAAUUUUUUAUGCACUACUUAGGGAUUAAGAUGGCAAUUCAUAACAUAAUUUGUGUAAUCUCUUAACUUUGUUAUUUCUGAUUAUUGAUUUAUAAAAUACAUAUUACAUAAAGUAUA